Molecule: messenger RNA, 5334 nt
Organism: Symbiodinium necroappetens
Lineage: Eukaryota; Dinophyceae; Suessiales; Symbiodiniaceae
Source: the annotation of a GenBank genome assembly
AUGCCUUCUGCCCGGUCGUCGCAAGCGAGCUCCAGAAGCCGCCAGAGCUCAAGCGGGCUUUCGCUCCCGGCUUCCAAAGAUGCGUCGCAGGAACUUGGCCAGGAAGUGGCCACAAGCGAGAAAGAGCUCCCUGCCCCGCCAAGCCCACCUGCAGGGACUUGGCAGUCCGACAAAGAGGACUCGGCCGAUGCUGAGCCGUCAUCGGCUAGCCAGGGAGCCCACGGAGUGCGCGAAGUGGAAGAGGCGAGCGAAACCUUGCCAGGGCAGCCCGAUGAGGAGCCGCAAUGGGCAGGCCAUGCCUCCAUAGAAAGUGAAUUGCCACGACCUGCCGAGGAUAACUUGGCUGGAACUCGUGAUGCAGAUGAAACAUUACAGAGACCCUUACAAGUGCACCCCCCCGAGCUGGAAGAGGAAUCGCCAGGACCUCCGGCUCACCGGCUGGACUCCUUUCACAUGGAUCUCUCUGAUACAGAGGAUUUGCCAAACACGGAAGUCCGCGUACCGGUGAGCCCUCUGAGCGAUGAGGCCUACGAGGGCUAUGGAGUUUAUUCGUCCAUGGUGCGGUUCUCAGAUCCGGGCUCACAUUCGCGUGAGUCGUUACCUGCACUCCUGGACCAUGCAGCUAACCCACAUCAGCCUCCCUCAGAAGGGAGUUCCUCCGUGAAUCUGAAGUCCAAAUUCAAAUCCAGCCGCAUGACCACAAAGUCUUUGGGAUCUUUGGACAUCCGGCGGAAUGUCUCGUCGCCUGUGCAAGGGAGCUCGUCCCGAACGCUUGGCCAGAACAUGCAGUCCGCACGAGCGGUCCGUGACCUGAUUCCUUCAGCUGAGAUGGCACGCCGAUCGCUAACAAUAAAUUCUGGCAGGUUAUCCCCCGCCAAGCAAGAUGCACCCGAGCUUUCCAGAGGCAGCAGCUUGAAGCAACUGCGCCCGGUCACGUCCAUAAGACCUCCGAGGUCACGCCCAGUUUCCUGGGUUGAUCGGAAGCAGCAUGUAAGCGAAGUCCGGACAGCCCAGAUGGAUUUAGGCUGGGACAUGGAGGGUCACCUGCCGGACCUGUCAUCUGCCGCACCGGGCUUCCUGUCACAGGCUCACCUGCGAUCCGAGGAAUACUGGAAGGACCUCCUUGGAAUCGACGACGAAAGUAUUGCCACCUUCAGCUUUAUCCAGAGUGAUCUUUGUGGCAAGUUUAUGGCCACAUGCAUCAUUGUCUUUGUGCUGGUGGUCGGUCAUCACGACACGGAUCGACUGCCAAACUGGGGAUCAGAACUUGUACACUUCAUUCUGGCGAUAAGCUUGAUCGAGAUCGCAAUGCAUAUCUGCAACCACUACCAAGGAGCACCGUACAAGAAGCCUGAAGACAGGACGAUCCUCUUUCUGGAUACCAUUGCAGUCUUGGUGUCCUGUUGCGAAAUCUGGAUCUUCCCUGUGGUGCUGGGCCCAAGCCUGCACUUCUCGCGAAUGGUUUGGCUUAUCAGGUUCCUGCGUGUGAUUAGCAUGAUACCGUCCUUGCGUGAGCUAACUUUGGGUGUGCUGGAUGCUCUACAGGGCCUGUUCUGGGUGCUGAUGUUCCUCUUCAUCUUCGUCUACGCCCUUGCAGUCGUGCUGACGCGUAUGAUAGGGCACCACGAGCGGAGUUCGGACCCAGACGUCCAGGAGGUGCAGGACAUGUUCGCGAACGUGGGUAACAGCAUGUUUUAUCUGUUUCAGCUGACCAGCCAGUGGAGUCUGGUACCUCUCUUCCCUCUCCUGAAAGCUUCUCCUGCAACCUGUGUGGGUUUCACUUUGUUCUACAUCUAUUCUGGCUGGGUAAUUGUUGCCGUGAUGACGGGAACCGUGAGUUUCACUAUGAUUUCCUUCAAAGCGCGCAUGGUGCAGGAAGACGAACUACGAGAGGAAGAGAAGAGAGUCUUUGUGAAGCAAGUGCUUGAGGACAUUUUCCUUGCCCUGGACGAGGAUGGGAACGGAGAGCUGAGCUACGAGGAAUUUCAAGCACUUCUUCGGUCCAAGGAGGUGCUGUUGCUGCUGUCUGACAACACGGACAUCAAAAUCCAGGACCUGGAGGACAUGUGGCAGUGGAUUGAUACAGACAAGAGCGGCUCGGUAACCAUCGUGGAGUUCUUCGAGGGCUUCGAGAUGCUCAACGAGCCCUUCAGACAAAAGACCCUUCUGAAGGUGCAGGAGAGGAUCUCUGGAGAGAUUCAAAUCACCUCAAAGCGGCUGCUGGAGCUCGCCAUGGAGAGUCUGGAUGCCUGCUGCCACAGCAUCUACACACCCAUGAACAAGAUCCACGCAGUCCUAGAGCAGGUGCAGAUCCAGCUACUCACUGCCCUGAGGCUAAAACACCAGGUUGGCCUCGUGCCUGUGAAUGCGCAGACAGAUGAGGACUCGGCAGUGGCCGAGGUUCUGAUUGGGGCCGGGAUGCAGGUUCCGGAAGUGGUAAACUCUUUGGCCAGCCUCGAAGCCCGCUUGGAGAUGCAGAUGUUGGAAGCCAUCGAGCGGAUCAACAACUUCCGGGCCGUCAAGACCCAGCGGUCGCUUCCCAACUUCAAGUCCUUGCUGGUGCCCUUCGGAGGCCUCUCCGAAGGCGGAGCAGAGGGCAGAAACAAGGCGGUGGCGAAGGCGAGCGCGCUCAUCGGUGGAGGGCCUGGCAGAGUGCCAGCUGGCCCGCGAUCGGGGCCGGGUGUGGGCGUGUCCGCGGCAUCCCCCGCGGCCCGCUUGCGGAACUAUCUGGCCUCGAAGGUUACCCGGAAACGCGGCGGCGGUGUCGUCAGUGGUGGAGUCUUUCGCUCUGAAGCGAAGUCCGGAGGUCCUGGAGGUGAUAGUGCCGAGGACGGAGGUCCCGUCGCACGGGCCUCCACAGGCGAGGGAUCGGGCAGCCGAUCCGCACGAGAGCACGAGUUCGAGGCGCUGGAGACCGUGCUGCUCGUGGAGCCCUUCGCCCAGGUCUCAGCCCUGGAGGACUACAUAUGGGACAGGCAUGGAUCAGGAAAGCCUGCAGCCGCCGAAGGUGCGGAGACUGGCACAAACAGCGAGCCAGCAGCACGAGUCCGACUGACGACCAAGCAGCCACCUCCCGGACAAGCAACAUCCAGAGCAAGAGCCAAGGGAGGCGAGCUUGGAGAUGCUGCGAAAUCUGCCGUGGAGCCUGGUGCAGCGUCGCCGCCCGCAGUGCCUGUGGAUGCACCCGCGGCGCCUCCUCCUCUGGGCCAAAGCUCCUCCCAGGGAGGCGACACGCCCUCUUCGAGUGCUCAGGCACCGGCCUCAACAGAGCGACGGAAGCAGACAGUUCGCAUCUUCUACAACGGCCACCAGCUCACUGCCAAAGAAAGCGUGGUGCAGGUGCUGGUCAACAACCCCAAAAAGGCGUCACCGGUCCUUGAGGAGCUGGGCAAGACAGCACGUCGAAGACAGUCAAGGCGCUCUGUCGGCGGCCGCUUCUUGGCCUCCAUGGAGGAAAGCUCUGGCUCAGACGGCGAAGGUUCGCCUGGCAAAGCCAACGCUUCUCGACACUUCUUUUGUGGCUCCAUUUGGGGCAAAGUGCACCACAUGACCUUCGAGCUGGUGCCAGAUCCAACAUCACCACGCGAGGGGGGCGAGAGCUCGAAACCAGAGGAGCAGCAAGUGGAUCCGCCAGUGAUGAUUGUCCCGAACGAGAUGGACUGUCUAGUGCAAUGCCACACUCGUGUGGCUCCGAGUGUGGCCGGAAUCUGUGAUGCAGGUGGCGGAGCCAACAAAGCCCCGAGCUUUGCACAGGAGACGGAGACCGUCACGAUGCUGCAGCUGCUCUCUGCCUUUCACAACAUCAGCCUCUACGAUGCUGCGACUUCGGGUGUCAACAUGGGAUCCGCGUCUGAGGAUUUCCACUGCAACACUCUCACGUCAGCUUUGCUGCGGCAGCUCUCCGAUCCCCUCGCUGUUUGCACAGGCAUCCUAGGAAUGGGAAGCCCCAAGUACUAUCGGCUGGACUUGGCCAAGCUAGAGGGCCUCUUCAGACCAGAAGUGCCUUUCUCGGAGUGGUGCGUGCACUGCCAGAGCGCUGGCCCGGAUGGUUUCCCUAGUGGCUCUCUGCGCGCACGUUCGGCUCCGCCCUUGUCGCGAUUGGCGCACUUCGAGAGAAUUUGUGGCACGCUCCUGUACAUCAAUAUCAGCGGCGCGGCCGGUGUUUGGCUGGUGCUAUCGCUGCUGGCCUAUGCGCGUGGUUGGCCUCGCUGCGCACGACUGCUGAUCCUUUACACCUUGUUUCCCUUUGCUUCGUGGGCUGUGCUCUGUCGGAUCUUUAAAAGAUCCAGGGACGCACGUUAUGAUUUUCCAUACAGGCAUCAGCACAGCUACUUGCACAUGAAGUAUGUGUGGCCAUCUGAGCUACACCCGACGAAGAAGGUCAAGGGUCCACUGAUCUUUUGUAUCGUACCCCACGGCGUUCUGCCCUUUGGCAUCGAUUACGCCAUGAUCGACAAGCUUGGUGGUGCUCGAUGCAACUGGGUGGCCGCCCCGAUUUUGUUCAAGCUGCCCUUCAUCCGAUGGUACCUGAAACGAGCCGGCGUCAUGCCGGCUAAGGCACAGCACAUUCGAAACACAUUGGCGGGUGGUUCUGAGAAUGUUGGGGUGGUUCUGGAUGGAGUUGCCGGCAUCUUCCAGCCGAAAACGGAGAAGCAGGAAGCGGCGUGGCUUCUACAGCGCAAGGGCAUCGUCAAGAUGGCCCUGGAGACUGGUGCUUCCCUCGUGCCCGUUUACGGCUUUGGUCACACGUCGCUCCUCAGCCCAAUCCUGGAUCCUUUCCGCAUCUUGGAGCGCAUCUCCAUCGCCUUGGACGUAUCGCUAGUGCCCUUUGUCGGUCGUUGGGGCUGGCCGAUGGGCCCUGCCCGGCGCAUACCUGUGGUAAUGGCAGCUGGCCAACCGGUGGAAUGCCCGCAGACGAGCCAGCCCAAGCAGAGCGAGAUUGACUUGUACCACACGCUCCUCCUGGACAGCUUCAAGGCGGAAAGAGUGCUUUCUUACCUUGCCCUGUGCAAUCGAUUAAGCCUGCGACUGGAGGCAGUGAGCCGCAAAAUAGCUGUCCGUUCUGUGCCGGCUUGGUGCGCGAAGCUGGCAGGAGCUUGCCGAUUCCUGUUCCCCUACUCCGUGCGGAGGAUCCUGCACCAUAGCUGCAAUCUGGGCCUGGGCCGAGCCCUGCAUCACGUACAGCAGCGAGCAGUGGCCCAGCACGCACACAACCAGGAGACACACCGGCGGCUAGAAAGCGAGGUGAGCGUCGCAAGUGUGCCCCGCCAGAAGGCUGGCAAAAAACAUGUCUGUAUCUAUCCCUAUGUCGAUGUUGCAUAUCUGCCUGUCUAG